AUGAUACCGACAACGAAUCAUUUCCAGAUGGUGCAGCAUCCCCGGCUAGGCUGCCAUCGAUCGGGGCGGCCAUUUCCCAGUGCAUGAGUCCCUCAGACGUCGCAAAUCACCCAGAUGUAAAUUCUGAGAGUUUCAGAGCACUUGUCGCUUUGGGCGGUGAUACGCCUUCUGGAGAUACACUGACCGACGUGAGGGUGUCCCAAGAUGUUAGUCAAGAAUCUUCCCCCAAGACAAUUCGGAAUCCGAGCAAGACCCGCAAACGACCGAGGCCCGUGCCAGAAUCUGCUUUGAGCCUGACAUUUGACGAGCAUAUUAUAUACGAGCUUCUGUCACAAUGUGAAUUCGCGAUGAAAAGACGGUUGAACCAUGAAGAAAUCCUGCAAGUCCUGGACGCGCAAAGGCAUCUCGUCGUCAGAAGUCCGCGUCAAAUCCUUGAGCCUAUUUGGGCCUGCUGGGAAGAAAAUGUGGCCCACGGUUUGCUUCCUGUUGGUAUCCCCACUUUAUGGUUUGGUGUAGAGGCCGCGGCGAGGUGUAUCGGCGACCUCGAAGCCGACCCUAUUUCGGACUCUUUUGCUGGUAGAAUAAAGUGUUUUUUAUUUUAUUUAAACUACGCUGUGCUCUCCAGUGAUCCAGACAGAUUCGGAUUACGUCCCAAAAGAGGCCGAAAAACAAACCAUCUGAUUAACUUGAUCACCCAGCAUCUGGAGGAUGGUCCCUUUGAGAGAUGCAGUACAGACACUUGGUGCAAAGCAGUUCACAAGUACCGACAAAAGGGGUUGCGUUUAUGGCAGCUCGCAAGUGUACUUGGUUUCGGUUUUCUCCUAGCCACCGACGCUGCUGUAAUUGAGAAAUUAUGAGUAAAAUAUUCAAUCAAUGUCUUAACCGCUGACGCGAGUCUCAGAACGAUUCACACCUUAACCAACAGCCAAGUAGAUGCCCUUGUUACCUGUGCUUUCUACACCCGC
Molecule: messenger RNA, 965 nt
Organism: Aspergillus homomorphus CBS 101889
Lineage: Eukaryota; Fungi; Ascomycota; Eurotiomycetes; Eurotiales; Aspergillaceae
Exons: 2
Coding region: 84-857 (257 amino acids)
Source: RefSeq, a predicted model, not a curated record